Cryptococcus wingfieldii CBS 7118 is the source of this 1677-nucleotide messenger RNA. Its product is annotated as cobalamin synthesis protein. NCBI's taxonomy places the organism in Eukaryota, Fungi, Basidiomycota, Tremellomycetes, Tremellales, Cryptococcaceae. The coding region runs from base 1 to 1677 and encodes 558 amino acids. The record is from RefSeq and is a predicted model, not a curated record. The transcript has 11 exons.
AUGCCCGUUGCUACCGACGCUGACACCCGCCUUCCUGUCACUCUCCUCAGCGGCUUCUUGGGGAGCGGCAAAACUACUUUGCUCUCCUACAUCCUCAAAUCAAAGGACCACGGUCUGCGAUGCGCCGUUGUCGUCAACGACAUGGGUUCGUUGAACAUCGAUGCGGCCCUGAUCAGCAACCACAACCUCACUCAGAAGGAAGAAAAGGUUGUACAGAUGCAGAACGGCUGUAUCUGCUGUACCCUCCGAGCCGAUCUGUUGGAAGAAAUUGCGACACUCGCGGACGCCGGCCACUACGACUACCUCAUCAUCGAAAGCUCUGGUAUCUCGGAACCCAUCCAAGUGGCCGAAACCUUCACCUCCGAGUUUGCCAACACCAUGGGCGGCGGUACACUCGACGAGAUCAUCCAGUCUCUCCCCGAAGACGCUUCUGCCACCCCAGAGUCACGCAAGAAGCUUGCUGAGCUCAUACACCAGGGCGGGCUGAGCAAGGUGGCGCGACUGGACUGCUGUGUCAGUAUGGUGGACUGUACGACGUUUCUGGACGACUUUGAUACGACCGACUUUUUGACGGACCGACAUGGGAAGGAGGUUGAUCCGGAGGACGAGAAGAAUAUCACAGAUUUGUUGACCGACCAGAUCGAGUUUGCCAACGUCAUCCUCCUCAACAAGACUGAUAUCAUCCACAAAUCCCAAGUCGCGCAAAUCGAACAGAUCGUCAAGACUCUCAACCCCGGCGCCAAAAUCAUUCCUACCUCCUACUCCAAAGUCGACUUGCAUGAAAUCCUCAACACCCGCCUGUUUGACUUUGGCAAAGCAGCAAUGGGCGCUGGGUGGCUGCAGUCUUUGAGAGAGAAUACCCUUAUGGAGAUUACCGACCAGCAGGGGAAUACCAAGAUGGUGCCAAAGCCCGAGACUCUGGAGUACGGCAUCGGCUCCUUCGUCUACACUGCCCGCCGGCCGUUCCACCCACACCGUCUCUGGGACCUCGUCUCUGAACCCUUUUGCGUCCUCCAGACCACUGUCGAAGAUGAUGACUCGGACGACUCUGAUGACGAUGACGAGUCUACGCCCGAAGAGCUUUCCGAAGAAGAAGCGAAACAAGCCAAUUUCGACGCCAUGCAGAAAGAAAAGGCCGAGCUGGACUUGCCGGGCAGAGCCAGGGCAAAGAGGGCUUCUCCGGUGUGGAAGGGAUUGCUGAGGAGUAAAGGAUUUGUCUGGUUGGCAACGAGGCCCGGCGUACAUGGAGAGUGGUCGCAGGCCGGCAUUAUGUUUACGCUCAACGGUGGUGGACCUUGGAUGUGCCGUGUGCCAGAGAGCGAGUGGCCUGGAAGUGACGACCAGGAAGUGAUUGAUGCUAUCAAGCUGGACUUUAUGGGACCCUGGGGCGAUCGCCGUCAAGAACUGGUAUUCAUCGGUCAAAACUUGGACCAGGAGAUCAUAAGCAAGACUCUGGAUGAGGCUCUACUCGACGACAAAGAGUGGGCCAAGUGGGAAAAGAUUAUGAAGUCGCGAUGCUCAGACGACAAGAAGACUGGGCGACUGGUCGACGAGUUUGAUGAUGGUUGGGAGGCCUGGCUGGACCCUGGAAUGAUGGAAGAAGACACCCACGACGCGCACGCGGGCCACCAUCACGACCACCCCCCGCUGGCCAAGAAGGCGAAGCUCUCUGGCUAG